GGAGGAUUCCUUGUGGCAAGUCUCUCCCUCCUCUCUCUCUCUCCUUUCAGUCUGCUGGAACAACCACACCCUCACCUGGGUGGUUUGACUGCUCCGCACCUGGUUUCCGACUUUAACACCAGUUGAAAAAAAACAUACCGGGUAGGAAUUGGCAUUUUGAAAGUGCCAUUUUCAUAAUUCCGAGGCAUACUUCUGUGUAAAAAAAAAAAAAAAAACACCACCACCAAAAAAACUGGCAGCUAAUUUGAAAAUGCUCGGAGGGCACGCUUCAGUUGCGGCUUCUUGUUAAGCUCUAAAAAAGGAAAGGAAAGGAAAAAAAACAAAACAAACAUGAGCAGCGCGGAAGACGAAGGAGGAGGAGGAGGCAGCGGAGGCAAAAUAGCUAAAUCUGAAAAGGACCAGAGUUGGAUCCCCAAAAUCAUCAAGAAAAGAGUGUGCACCACCUUUGUAGAAGAUUCUUUUAGUAAUGGCAGGCUGUGCCAGUGUGGAGGUGCCAGAGACACCCAUGCUUCGGUGGCUCUUGGUGACUAUUUCAGCUCGGCGAUUGUCAACCACUGGGACAGCGCGCAGCACUCCUCUGAAUACCCGACUGACGCCUUCGGAGAGUUGCAGUUUGCAGGAGCCAGCAAGAGGCAUAGCUAUUUCCUGCGCAUGUCAUGGGACACCCCACCCUCUAUGGUCUACACCCUGAUGACAGCCCACUGGGGUCUGCCUGCACCCAACCUGGUGGUUUCUGUGGUGGGUGGCGAAGGCAGGGCGAAGGUCAAGACCUGGGUCCGGGAGGUGCUUAGACAGGGGCUGGUCAAAGCCUCGCAAAGUACAGGAGCCUGGAUAAUUACAGCAGGCCUGCGUGAAGGUGUCGGCAGGUGUGUAGGAGAGGCGGUGAGGGAUCAUGCCACCGCCGCCGCUUCAGUCUCCCUAAACAAGGUGGUGUCACUGGGCAUCGCUCCCUGGGGCCUUGUGCACAACCGGCAGCAGCUGGUCAACCCUCAGGGCAGCUUCCCUGCUAAGUACUACGUCCAGAAUACGUCCCGGGACUCUUGCUGCCUGGACAACAACUAUCAGGCCUUCCUGCUGGUGGAUGAUGGGAGUGAGGGUCGCAGAGGAGGGGAGACUGGCUUCAGAGCCAGGCUGGAGGACUACAUCUCCCACCAACGCACAGGCAUCUGGGGUAGCGGCAGCAUCGACAUCCCUGUCCUUUGUAUGCUGGUCUCAGGAAAUCCAUCUAUGCUGGAGAGAGUGGAUCUCUCUCUGAAGAACUCCAUUCCCUGGUUGGUGCUGGCCGGCUCAGGGGGCGUGGCUGACUUCUUGAGUGACAUGCUGGAGAACCUGUCAUCUGCUACUGCUGUGUCGUCCGCCGCUGAGGGAGACGGCGAGGCGGCACCAAGUGUUGACUUGAAAGACAGAGUGACAGAACGGGUUAGGAAAUACUUUCCUACUGAAGCGGACACUGACAAACUAGUUGAACGGGCUCUGAGCAUCUACCAGAACAGAGACUACAUCACAAUCUACCACGGAGAACAGGAGGGACCAGAUGACUUUGACACCGUCCUGCUCAAGUCCUUGGUGGGAGCUAGUAAGCAGCGCAUGUCAACUGAUGCCAGCCCCUACACUGAGGAGCUGAAGCUGGCAGUCACCUGGAACAGAGUGGACAUCGCCAAGAGUGAACUCUUCAAUGGAGACAUCCACUGGACGUAUGCAGACCUGGAGGACUCCAUGACAGACGCGCUGGUCAACAACAAGCCUCAGUUUGUGCGUCUCUUCACCGAAAACGGCCUCAACAUCCUGGACUACCUGACCUAUGGCAGGCUUGAGAGCCUCUACCGCUCGGUGGCUGAUGGCACGCUGGCCUACCAGCUGCUACAGCGCCGCCUAGUGGAGCGGCAGGGAAACUCGGGCUCAGCACACUCAGUGGCCAACCUGCUGGACUCAUCUGCCAAAGUGACAGCGGGGAGCACAAUGAGCGGGCCGGCGAAGGAGCUCAGCCUUUUUGAAGUGUCGCGGGUCCUGGAAAUGUUAAUGGGCGAUGUGUGCAAGCCUUUCUACUUUGAUGUUCUGGGCCUGGAAAACAUCUCGUCAAAGAGGAGGGCUCUCAGGCGGGCCAGUAAGCUGCUGCGUGGAGACUGUUUGUACAGAGAGAAGCGCUGCCUAUUCCCCUGGGCUUCGCUCUUUAUCUGGGCCGUCCUGCAGAACCGCAGUGAGAUGGCCGUCUUCUUCUGGGAGAUGGCAGGGGAGUCUGUGCUGAGUGCUCUGAGCGGCUGUAAGAUGCUGAGGGAGCUGUCCAAGCUGGAGAGUGAGACGGAGACCAAGCUGUCCAUGAAGGAGCUGGCACAGAGGUUCGAGAACCUGGCACACGAUGUGUUCAGCUCUUGCUAUCAGAGCAGUGAGAGUCGCUCCUUCACUUUGCUGAUCCGGAAAUCUCCGGUUUGGGGCGGGACCACCUGUCUCCAGAUGGCCAUGUCUGCCGACGCACGCCUUUUCUUCAGCCAAGAUGGAGUGCAGUCCUUCCUGUCCCAUAUCUGGUGGGGUGACAUGAAGAGGAACACGGAGGUGUGGAAACUCCUCCUCACCUUCUUCUGCCCGAUCCUCUGCUACACCAACCUCAUCUCUUUCAGGGAACAAGAGGACCAGCAGCAAGAGGAGUCGGGGAAGCCAAGCGAGGAUGCUCUGGGCCGUGACAACGACAGCCUCUACGGCACCACCGUCUUCUCUUUCUCUGACAUCAAGCACAUUGAGGCUGAGGCACAGGGACCAAACACUCCCAGAUCAGCAACUAUCAAAGGCAUACCCCACACUCGCAGCCCACCCAAGCGUCCUUUCAUUGUGUCAAGAUGGCGUCAGUUCUGGUUCGCGCCUGUCACCGCCUUUCUGGGCAACGUGCUGAUGUACUUCCUGUUCCUCCUUCUUUUCGCCUACGUGCUACUGGCCGACUUCAAGCCUCCACCUCCUGCUGGUCCGUCCAUUGCUGAGUAUGUGCUGUACUUCUGGGUGUUCACCAUUGUGUGUGAGGAGAUCCGCGAGACAUUCUUUGUGGGAAAUAUGACUUGGCGCCAGCGGUUGAGGCUGUACAUGCAGGAUGUGUGGAACAAGUGUGAUCUUACUGCCAUCAUCCUCUUCAUUAUUGGCCUGAUCUGCAGGAUGUUCAAGUUGUCAUAUGAGUAUGGCCGUGCGUUUUUGUGCGUGGACUACAUGGUCUUCACCCUGCGACUCAUCCACAUCUUCGCCAUCCACAAACAACUGGGACCGAAAAUCAUCAUUGUUGGCAAGAUGAUGAAGGAUGUCUUCUUCUUCCUCUUCUUCCUGGGGGUGUGGCUUAUGGCAUAUGGAGUAGCCAAUCAGGCACUUCUUUACUCCUACGAUCCCAAUCCAGAUCGCAUCUUCCGCCGGGUCUUCUACAGACCAUACCUGCACAUCUUUGGACAAAUUCCUGUGGAGGAGAUAGAUGUGGGGAAACAGUGGGACAUGCCCUGCACAGACAACAUGACUGACAUCGAGGCCGGCGCCGAGCCGUGCAGGAGUCAGUACAGCAACUGGCUGGUGGUAAUUCUGCUGGUCAUUUACCUGCUCGUCACCAACAUACUGCUCAUCAAUCUUCUCAUCGCCAUGUUUAGCUACACCUUCUCUAAGGUGCAGGAGAACAGUGAUGUCUACUGGAAGUUUCAGCGCUACAACCUGAUUGUGGAGUACCACUCACGUCCCUCCCUGGCCCCCCCCUUCAUCAUCCUCUCUCACCUCCACCUCAUUAUCAAGAGAAAUAUCCGCAAGAUGCCAUCCGUCAAGAUCCACCACUUUGUAUUGGAGUUAAAAGGCAAAGCAGCUAACAGGUUGAUGACAUGGGAAACCAUCCAGAAGGAAAACUUCCUGACCAACCAGAGCAAGAUCCAGAAGGGCAGCGACUCCGAGAGGCUCAAACGAUUGUCUGCCAAGGUGGACAGUGUGCUCAAACAUCUGACUGAAACCAGAGACUUUGACCACAGGCUGAGGGCUUUAGAGAAUGAGAUGGAGUAUUGCUCAAAUGCUCUGAGCUGGAUUGUGGACACCUUGGCACAAGGCAGCACAGCCAGACCUGCUCGACCUCCACCUCCAUUUAGAGGAAUUUCUCAUGAGUUGUGACCUCAGCGCCUAACUCCGUGCAUUACAAAAGAAACUGUACAAUGAUGCAUUCCCCACUUCCUCCAGCUCUGCCUGAAGCAACCUUGGUGUGUGUCUACAGUUGCUUUGGGUCAGAAAAAAGCAAGACUGAAGCAGUCUCUUACACCAUGUCUCUGUCACCACUCGUGCAGCUGUCUUGCUUGACCAUAAUGUUUAUCCUGCGUUCGCUUGCCAAAUUUCCUUUAUGGUCCUCCUGAACUGAAAGGAACGGGGAGAGGGAACCGGCACUACUCUCUCACAGUAUUAAAU
Myripristis murdjan (pinecone soldierfish) is the source of this 4401-nucleotide messenger RNA. RefSeq names its product transient receptor potential cation channel subfamily M member 4-like. The coding region runs from base 331 to 4113 and encodes 1260 amino acids. Lineage: Eukaryota; Metazoa; Chordata; Actinopteri; Holocentriformes; Holocentridae. Gene Ontology annotation, biological process: calcium ion transmembrane transport. The record is from RefSeq and is a predicted model, not a curated record. The transcript has 28 exons. Gene Ontology annotation, molecular function: calcium-activated cation channel activity; ligand-gated calcium channel activity. Gene Ontology annotation, cellular component: plasma membrane.